Molecule: messenger RNA, 1436 nt
Organism: Dalotia coriaria
Lineage: Eukaryota; Metazoa; Arthropoda; Insecta; Coleoptera; Staphylinidae
Exons: 6
Coding region: 82-1266 (394 amino acids)
Biological process (GO): sensory perception of smell; detection of chemical stimulus involved in sensory perception of smell
Cellular component (GO): plasma membrane
Molecular function (GO): odorant binding; olfactory receptor activity
Source: RefSeq, a predicted model, not a curated record
UAUUUAUCAGUUGACCUUUACCUUCACUAGGCGUGCUGUUCAUUUAAUAAGUUCCUUGUAAAGUUAUAUACCAAACAAAAAAUGGAAAUUCCGGUUGAAAAGAUUUGCAAUUUUUUCAAAUGUUACGACACGAACGUUAAUAAACUUCAUCUGAAUCAAACAGCUAAAAAUUUCCUUGCACCGGUUGGUUUUAGACCAAGUAAAAUCAAUUUAUUCACGUAUAUUAAAAUUAUUCCAAUUGUGUGUUUUUUUCACAUGCUUUGUUUUGGGCAAGUGGGACAUAUAAUACACUAUCUGUCUAACAAUUCGUUUUCAUUCUUUGACGUUGCUGAUGAUAUUGCGGUUAUAUUAACAACCGAAACAGUCACUUACGUUUUAAUAAACAUUACCAUAUUUACUCCAGAAUUGGAUGCAAUUUGUAAGAAACUGGGCAAUUUUCAAGACCCUGAUUUAGGCCGAGCAAGAGGUGUGGAAGCAUUAGACAAAUUGUUUACAAAAUACAUUUACUUAUGUAUUCUAAGUUUUGUGGUGACUUGCUUGAUCACGUUUGUAUUUUACAUCACUGAUAAAUGCGAGCCAGAUGAAGUCAGUAAUUGUGGAUUUAUUUUCACGCCCUAUUUGCCUUACAUUGACAUUUAUAAUAGGCCAUGGCGAUCAAUUGUCUUGGUUUGUCAAUGUCUGAGCUCAUAUACUGGCGGAGCUAUAGCCAUGUGCAAUAUCUCCCAAGUCGUAUUCCUCAAUGAGGUGUUAAUUCUACGGUAUAGUCAUUUGGAGAGCAUUGUUGAACGCAUUCCCAAGGUUAAAAAGCAGGAGAGACAUGCUUUAGUUGGAAGAAUUGUGCGAUAUCACGAUAUUUUAAUGGACAUAAAUUCGAAAACGAACAAUGCUAUUGGAAAAGCAUAUGCUUUGCAUUUGUGUGUCACACCUAUCAAUAUGAGUGUGAUUGUAUUUCAACUGAUGAGUAAAGACAUGAUGUUGUCGUCAAUGAUGCAUUUCUUGUCAUACGUUGUAGUUGUCAUUUUAACUUGUGUUAGUGGCGAACGUUUGACCACAUUUACUGAAAAAUUGCAUUAUACUAUUUUUAAAUCUAUGCCUUUCGAAGACGUCAAAAUUGCUAAGGAUAUGAAACUUCUUUUGGUGAAAGCCCAGGAUCCAUUACAAGUUCUUGCCGGUGGUAUAACAAGCGUAAACCAUGUUUUGAUGGGAAAUAUUUUUAAAACAGUCUGGUCAACACUUACCGUUUUAAAUAACACUAGAGAUCAUUGAACAGAUAUUAAAAAUGAUUUAUGCCACUGAAAUGAAAUGGCAGUGCAUAUACAUAUCAUAUGAAACUAAGGAAUAUACCAAGGAGCCCAUUUUGUUUUUUAGGUAUAGUUAAAUACAUAAAUUUGCACCAAUUACAUUUAAAACAAUUUAUAAUUUUUUAUAAAAUAAUU